Molecule: messenger RNA, 1974 nt
Organism: Condylura cristata (star-nosed mole)
Lineage: Eukaryota; Metazoa; Chordata; Mammalia; Eulipotyphla; Talpidae
Gene: GEM
Product: GTP binding protein overexpressed in skeletal muscle
Exons: 5
Coding region: 93-1028 (311 amino acids)
Biological process (GO): negative regulation of high voltage-gated calcium channel activity
Cellular component (GO): plasma membrane
Molecular function (GO): GTPase activity; GTP binding; calcium channel regulator activity
Source: RefSeq, a predicted model, not a curated record
CUGGCCAGCUUCCUUAACUUGUUGCUUUUCACCCGUGGAGGCAGUUGGUUCGUUCUGGCUGUGUCAGUGGAGAUCCCAAGGCUUCUUUGAGGAUGGAGGAAGCCCGUGGGCAGUGGGCCAUGUUAAUGGACCCAGCCAUGACUCUGAAUAAUGUCACCAUGCGCCAUGGCAGUGUGGGCAUGCAGCCGCAGCAGCAGCGCUGGAGCAUCCCGGCCGACGGCAGGCACCUGAUGGUGCAGAAAGAGCCCCAUCAUUACAGCCCGCACAGCCAUCACUCUGCAGCCCCCGAGGAUCACUGCCGCCGGAGCUGGUCCUCUGACUCCACGGACUCGGUCAUCUCCUCCGAGUCGGGGAACACCUACUACCGGGUCGUGCUCAUAGGGGAGCAGGGAGUGGGCAAAUCCACUCUCGCCAACAUCUUUGCGGGAGUGCAUGACAGCAUGGACAGCGACUGCGAGGUGCUCGGAGAAGAUACUUAUGAGCGGACACUGAUUGUUGAUGGGGAAAGUGCCACGAUUAUACUCCUGGACAUGUGGGAAAAUAAGGGGGAGAAUGAAUGGCUCCAAGACCACUGCAUGCAAGUCGGGGAUGCCUACUUGAUUGUCUACUCUAUCACAGACCGUGCCAGCUUCGAGAAGGCAUCUGAGCUGCGAAUUCAGCUCCGCAGAGCCCGACAGACAGAGGACAUUCCUAUAAUUUUGGUCGGCAACAAAAGUGACCUGGUGCGAUGCCGGGAAGUGUCUGUAUCAGAAGGGAGAGCGUGUGCUGUUGUGUUCGACUGCAAGUUCAUUGAGACCUCCGCGGCUGUCCAGCACAAUGUGAAGGAGCUGUUUGAGGGCAUCGUGCGACAGGUCCGCCUCCGGAGAGACAGCAAAGAGAAGAAUGAGCGUCGGCUGGCUUACCAGAAAAGAAGAGAGAGCAUUCCCAGGAAAGCCAGGCGCUUCUGGGGCAAGAUUGUUGCCAAAAACAACAAGAAUAUGGCCUUCAAGCUCAAAUCCAAAUCCUGCCAUGACCUGUCUGUGCUCUAGGCACACAGGCACUAGAUGUCCUCCUGAGGGACAUUGUCGAAGGCCGUCGGGACCAGUAAUCUAUAUUAGAUUGGACCCUUACAUAUUGUUAGAUGUGGCUCCCCCUAGUGCAGUUUCUGGAUAUGAACGUGUCAGCCUCACGGACACCAUAAUGCAUGGGAAAUGAAAGAUCUUUGUAAAGUGUCAAUAUUUAUUUACAAGGAAAAGCCUAACUUUGCUUCUUGAACACCCAAGACUCAUCAGAGGAUGCGUUAGGUGUUCACAUGUGUUUCCUCUCUCCUUUGGAUAAUAGAGAAUUGAAGCCUACAAAAGAAUGCCUAGAACAAGAACUUUUCAUUAUUGCCAAUUUUGAACAGUGUUCUGAUACUCAGCUUGAGGUUAGUGGGUCAUAAGCAAAUGUAGGAAAGCUGUGAAAGGGUUUAUACAAAGGAGGGAGAAUUUCUUUCUCUGUACCGUAAAUUCAUGGAGCGACGAUUAUAGAACUGGGCUCAUCCUGAGUGUCAUUGCUCCCAAGCUGUGAAAGAGGUGUUGGACCUUGCUGGAAACUAAAGCUUAGAAAACAACUUUUGUUCAGAGUCCACAGUUGGGGAUCCAGCAAUUUGCAGAAUUGGGAACUGAUACACCUACCACUUGUGGGUUCAAAAUUGUAUCUUCUCUGUCUUACAAUUUUUUAUUUGGGGUAAAUUCUUUUAAUCAGAUUCUACUUAGGCAAGCCACCUUUUAUGUUUCAUUAUUUUUAAAACCAUAGAGUCACCAUAAAAAUAUUUUUUAAAUCAGAAUGAUAACCUGGAGUGUAAGAUGCCAAAAUUUUGAAUAUAAUCAACUGAAUUUUUAUAUUACACAAACAUGAAUAUUUCCAGUGCUUUGGGUUGACCCUUGAAUGUCACAGCUCUGCUCUAUUUAUUAUUAUUUUGCAAAAUAACCAUUUUAACAUUUGAUAAAGCAU